UUGCUGGAGAAUAAAGAUUCAGAAUAUGAAUAAAAAGGCAUCGUUGCAUUCCAUUCAUAUUUUGAAAGUUAGCGGAAGUGCAGCGGCUGACGUCGUUAUUGUAGCUUGACAUGGCGGACCUCGCUCGGUGUUAGAAAAACGCUCCACGCAGGAUCUGGAGGAAGAUGCUGACGAAACGGGAGCAGCUGCUUUCCGUCAGACAAUCCCCCGGUGAAGAUGAGACCAUGGUCCCUGUACUGACCUCCAGAAAAGCCAGUGAACUCCCUGUCCAUGAGGUGGUGUGUGUCCUGCAGGCGGACCCCCAGCUGGGUCUUACCCAGGAUGAGGUGAUCAGGAGGAGAACGUACCACGGCUGGAACGAGUUUGACAUCAGUGAAGAAGAGCCGCUGUGGAAGAAGUACAUCUCACAGUUCAAAGAUCCUCUGAUCCUCCUGCUCCUGGCCUCAGCUGUCAUCAGUGUUCUCAUGCACCAGUUUGACGACGCCAUCAGCAUCACCGUGGCCAUCAUCAUCGUGGUGACGGUUGCCUUCGUACAGGAGUAUCGCUCAGAGAAGUCUCUAGAAGAACUGGGGAAGCUGGUUCCUCCACAAUGUCACUGUAUCAGGGAAGGACACCUCGAGAACAUGCUGGCCAGAGACCUGGUCCCUGGAGAUACUGUCUGUCUGUCUGUGGGGGAGAGAGUCCCAGCAGACCUGCGUCUGUUUGAGGCCGUCGAUCUGUCGGUGGACGAGUCCAGCCUCACAGGAGAGACCACGCCCUGCUCCAAGUCCACCUUACCUCAGCCGCUCACCUCCAACGGGGACAUCGCCUCCCGCAGCAACGUGGCCUUCAUGGGGACGCUGGUGCGAUGCGGCAAAGCCAAGGGCAUUGUGAUCGGAACUGGAGAGAGCUCCGAGUUUGGAGAAGUUUUUAAGAUGAUGCAAGCUGAGGAGGCACCAAAGACCCCGCUGCAGAAGAGCAUGGACCUGCUGGGGAAGCAGCUGUCCCUCUACUCCUUUGGCAUCAUAGGUGUCAUCAUGCUGGUGGGCUGGCUGCAGGGCAAGAGGAUCAUGGACAUGUUCACCAUUGGAGUCAGUCUGGCGGUGGCAGCCAUCCCCGAGGGUCUUCCCAUCGUGGUGACGGUGACUCUGGCGCUGGGUGUGAUGAGGAUGGUGAAGAAACAAGCCAUCGUCAAGAAGCUGCCCAUCGUAGAAACUCUGAGCUGCUGUAACGUGAUCUGCUCGGACAAGACUGGAACCUUGACGAAGAACGAGAUGACGGUCACUCAGAUGUUCACCUCAGACGGACUCCAUGCUGAGGUAACGGGUGUGGGCUACAACAACCAGGGAGAAGUCCUAGUGGACGGUGAGAUGGUCCACGGCUUCUCCUGCCCGUCCAUCACCAGGAUUGUGGAGGCUGGCUGUGUGUGUAACGACUCUGUGAUCAGAAAUAACAACCUGCUGGGACGUCCAACAGAGGGGGCGCUCAUCGCCCUUGCCAUGAAGAUGGGCCUGGAGACCCUGCAGAAGGACUACGUGCGUCUGGAUGAAAUCCCCUUCAGUUCGGAGCAGAAGUUCAUGGCAGUUCGUUCUGUUCAUCGGGCUCAGCAGGACAGAGCCAUUUACUUCCUGAAGGGGGCGUAUGAACAGGUGAUUCGUUUCUGCAGCUCCUACAACAGCCGAGGAAACAGCUUUCCCCUCAGCCAACAGCAGAGGGAGCUAUACCAGCAGCAAAUCAGUUACAUGGGCUCAGCCGGACUCAGAGUCCUGGCAUUUGCAUCAGGAGGAGAAAUGGGCUCUCUCACCUUUCUGGGUCUGGUGGGAAUCAUCGACCCGCCCAGGUCAGGGGUCAAAGAAGCCGUGGCCACGCUCAUCAGCUCAGGCGUUGCUGUGAAGAUGAUCACGGGAGACUCUCAGGAAACGGCUGUGUCUAUAGCCAGUCGUCUGGGACUUUUCUGCAAAGGUUCUCAGUGUCUGUCUGGAGAAGAGGUGGACCAGCUGGACCUUCAGCAGCUGUCGACCAUGGUCCACAGAAUCUCUGUCUUCUAUCGAGCCAGUCCUCGACACAAGCUGAAGAUAGUUAAGUCGCUGCAGAACAACGGUGCUGUGGUGGCCAUGACAGGUGACGGCGUGAAUGAUGCCGUGGCUUUGAAGGCGGCCGACAUUGGCGUUGCCAUGGGACGCACCGGCACUGACGUCUGUAAGGAGGCGGCAGACAUGAUCCUGGUGGACGACGACUUCAGGACCAUCUUGUCGGCCAUUGAGGAAGGAAAAGGAAUUUACAACAACAUCAAGAACUUUGUCCGGUUUCAGCUGAGCACGAGCAUCGCAGCACUGACCCUCAUCUCCUUGGCGACGCUGAUGAACUUCCCAAAUCCCCUGAACGCUAUGCAGAUUCUGUGGAUCAACAUCAUCAUGGACGGACCUCCAGCUCAGAGUUUGGGGGUGGAGCCUGUGGACCAGGAGGUGAUAAAGAAACCUCCCCGUAACGUCAGAGACAGCAUCCUCACCCGCAGCCUCAUCUUCAAAGUUCUGCUCUCAGCGUUCAUCAUCGUCAGCGGAACGCUCUUCGUCUUCUGGAGAGAGUUGCAGGACAACGUCAUCACUCCUCGUGACACCACCAUGACCUUCACCUGCUUCGUGUUCUUCGACAUGUUCAACGCAUUGAGUUCCCGCUCACAGACCCGUAUGGUCCAUGAACUGGGCGUGUGCAGUAACAGGACCUUCUGUCUGGCCGUCCUGGCCUCCAUCAUGGGUCAGCUGCUGGUCAUCUACUUCCCUCCUCUGCAGAGGAUCUUCCAGACAGAGAGCCUCAGUAUCUUUGACCUCCUCUUCCUGGUCAGCCUCACCUCGUCUGUGUGUGUGGUGUCAGAGGUCGUGAAGAAGGUGGAGAGGAUGAAGUCAUCACACAAGACUCCGCCCUCCGACUUCUUCCAUGAGGUAUGACCCCGCCCACGUCACCCUGUCAAUCUGGAUCGGACACCCCACCACAGGGGACCAGCAAACGGACGCAAGCAGGUGGGAGUUCCAGGAGGGGGAGGGGUAAGAGAGACGUUUCCAUAGUAAAUGCUCAGGUGGGCGGGGCCUGUCUGGUCUGACGAUGUUGGAGGGGUGGAGCCACUUGAAAACAUCAAACGAAACUUUCAAAAUGGCUGCCACUCAUGUUGACCCACACUUCGCCCUGCCCCCCUCCCCCAGUACCUCCCGUGUUCCAUCUCCCAACUGACGCCAACCUGACCCUGGAUCUGACUGGUCAUGUGACCCGGCUUGUCAUGUGAGUCAUCUGAAGAAAAUGAUUACACUUCUGAAGGGGGCGAUAGCGAGGUUUUCUUUUUUUUUUGGUUUUUGUUUUAAACCGAGGAUGUUUGAUUUUAACUGUCCAAGGUGAAGGUUAACAGAACAAAUCCAAGGUUUUUUUUUUUAGUUUCUGUUUGAAGUCGACAUGAGGAAGAAGUGUGGUCUGAAACAGAGACUCUCUGAUGAAAGCUCCCUUUUUUCCUCUUUGAUCAAAUGUUUUCGUCUUAAUCGAACUACUGAAAACAGUUUUCAAAAACCUGCUGAAUUAUGAAAGAAAAUCAAACUUCCUGUGAGAAACCCCACCCCAAAAAUAUAAAAAUGAUGUAAAGAUACAAAACACUAGUUUGAUUGAACAGAAACACUGACAUUAAAAUGGACUUUGGUCCAAAACAAGAACAAAAAAUUUAAAAACAUUCUAUUAAAAAGUGUCUUUGUUUUAAACCAGGAGCUGAAAUGGAAAUAAAUGUUUCGUCAAAUCUGCUGAGUCACACACUGGAUAUGUUAACGUUAGCUUCUCCUGUUAGCUUGUCCAUUCAGCCUUCCCAUCAUCCUUCAGCUGCUCACCUGACAAAUUGAAUAAUCAAAGAUUUUCUAUUUUCUAUUAUAAUGACAUUUUUUCUUGUGAUGCUGUCUUUUUUUUUUUUUGUAUUAGCUCUGAAUCUGUCCCAUUUUGGACUUGAUGUGUAAGAAAAUGGGCGGGGCAUCUGUCGCCAGAGGAGGCAGUUGUUUUUUCAAAUGCAGUAAAGACCUGACCCUCCAGGUCACAUUCCAUCUCUCCAUUCCUUUUAGUUUUCCGUUUUCAUAUUUAAAAAAAACUUUUCAUCUGUAAAUAAACAAAAACACAUCAGCGACUGCAGAGCUUUGAACUCUGCUAAAAAACACCCAGUGAACACCACUGCCCCUGGUGGCUGCAGCGUGACAACACAAAAAUGCUGCAUCAACAGCACCUUCAUCCUGUGCCUUAGGAAAAUGUCACCCUUUACAAAAUGACAACUUUAAACAAAAAAGUCUGAUGCCACUUGAUCACUGCAGUUGAACUGCAUUGUGGGUAAGAACUGAAAUUCUCCAGGUACAGAUGAGUUGUGGAUUUGAGAUUAUUUUUUUCAUACCUAUUUCCUUUCAUCACAUUGUUAACGUUGAUAUUCAGUGUUUCACGUCUGUCACAUGUCACGCGAGCUCAUGUGUCAGUCCAUUAAAAAAGUCAAACCAAAUCUGGUCUAAAAAUCUGUCUGUUUUUUUUUUUUUUUUUAAGCAUCGUCAUGUUUAUAUUGUAGAACAACUGAUUUUACGCGUUUAAAUAGAGUGCUGCAGUUCACAGAGAAAAGCAGUGGGUGGCGCUAAUUAUACUGUACAGGUGCAGGUCACAACAGAAGAACGCGUCGGCUGCGAUCAGGGUGACGUCAACGUUUGUUGGAGCGAUGAAAUCUCGUGUUCGAUGCCCUAAUUACACUUCCUCUGUAACGGUUCCCUCUGGUUCAAAACCAGGUCGAAACUAACGUUUAAAAAUGAUUUUGAUCCAAAAUAUUAGUGGUGGUUAUCACAAGUACAUUCUUCAAUGUAUUUUUCCUGCAGUCAUUUUUUUUUUUUGUCAAGUGGUUUCCUCUGUCAGUGGAUGAUGAGCUGCUGCGGCUGUACAAACAGUUGUAUCACUGGCGCCCCCUGUCUUCUGUUUUAUUUAUUGAGUGUCUGUGAAAGAGAAUUAAAUGUACAUUAAAGUUUUAUAGAUCUUUUAAA
Molecule: messenger RNA, 5009 nt
Organism: Cynoglossus semilaevis (tongue sole)
Lineage: Eukaryota; Metazoa; Chordata; Actinopteri; Pleuronectiformes; Cynoglossidae
Gene: atp2c1
Product: ATPase secretory pathway Ca2+ transporting 1
Exons: 27
Coding region: 165-2924 (919 amino acids)
Biological process (GO): calcium ion transport
Cellular component (GO): membrane
Molecular function (GO): ATP hydrolysis activity; P-type calcium transporter activity; ATP binding
Source: RefSeq, a predicted model, not a curated record